AGAGAGAGAGAGAGAGAGAGAGAGAGAAUUGAUUUGGGGGUGAUGGCAAGGCCAUCGUUUCUUGGAAACAAGUACUGGGUGCUGAGACAUGGUAAAAGCAUUCCAAAUGAGAAGGGUCUAAUUGUUUCGUCUAUGGAAAAUGGCACACUGGAGGAAUAUAAAUUAGCUCCGGAAGGUGUUAAUCAAGCACUUUUGGCAGGAGAAUUAUUCCAAAAGGAACUGGAGGAAAAUAAAAUACCACUUGAAAAUGUUCGAAUUUGCUAUUCCCCCUUUUCAAGAACUAGACACACUGCUAAAGUUGUUGCAUCGGUUUUGAAUAUCCCCUUUGAAGGUCCUCAAUGUAAGAUGAUAGAAGAUCUCCGGGAGCGUUUCUUUGGUCCUUCGUUUGAACUUACAUCUCAUGAUAAGUAUUCAGAGAUAUGGGCUCUUGAUGCAAAAGAUCCAUUCAUGAAGCCGGAAGGUGGAGAAAGUGUUUCAGAUGUUGUUUCUAGACUGACAAGUGCUUUGAUAACCAUUGAGUCAGAGUUUCAAGGCUGCACAAUCUUGGUUGUCAGCCAUGGUGAUCCCCUUCAAAUCUUGCAGACGAUACUCAAUGCAGCUAAAGAACAUACCGGACCCAAUGUUGAUGACUUAGCAUCAAGAAUACAGGCUGUUAAAGUUCCUUCCGUCCUGUCACUGCACCGGAAGUUCAGCCUUCUUACUGGAGAACUCCGGGCAGUUAUAUAAAUUGCAGCUUCUAUGGACAUAGACAUAGCCUUCGGGAAGGCUUAUUAGCUGUUGAAAUUUAUCUUCUUCUAUGACUAUAUAUUCUUGUAAUAACCAACUUGUUCCAAAAUUUCUGCGGGCAAUUUGCAGCUGGGUCACCAUAAUUGUUAUUGCAGUGACUAGCAAGUCCCAAGCCUCGCAACUAAGAUUAUUGUAGCCUCAAAACCUCAUUACCUUUUUAUGUUCAUUUCCACGUUUACAGAAGCUUGGUUUUGCCUGUA
Camellia sinensis is the source of this 986-nucleotide messenger RNA. RefSeq lists its product as uncharacterized. The record is from RefSeq and is a predicted model, not a curated record. Lineage: Eukaryota; Viridiplantae; Streptophyta; Magnoliopsida; Ericales; Theaceae.